Molecule: messenger RNA, 1982 nt
Organism: Cucurbita moschata (crookneck pumpkin)
Lineage: Eukaryota; Viridiplantae; Streptophyta; Magnoliopsida; Cucurbitales; Cucurbitaceae
Product: dnaJ homolog subfamily B member 4-like
Exons: 2
Coding region: 179-1216 (345 amino acids)
Cellular component (GO): cytosol
Molecular function (GO): protein-folding chaperone binding
Source: RefSeq, a predicted model, not a curated record
AUUCGGAGCUGGAUUCUCUGUCUGUUACUCAUCCGACGGCUACUUUUGCUUCUUCCCAAUUUCCGGCGAGAAACACAAAACCCGCAGAGAGAGAGAGAGAGAGAGAGCGAAGACGACGAAGAAGAAGAAGAGAGAAAGAGGGACGAAUUUUUCUUCUUCUUUACAGAGAAACAGAGCUAUGGGGAAGGAUUACUAUAACAUUCUGAAAGUGAGUCGAAGCGCUAGCGAUGAAGAUUUGAAGAGAGCUUACAAGAGAUUAGCGUUGUUUUGGCAUCCAGACAAGAACCCAGCAAACAAACAAGAAGCUGAGGCCAAGUUCAAGCAAAUUUCAGAGGCUUAUGAUGUUCUUAGCGAUCCUCAGAAGCGUCAGAUCUACGACCUUUACGGCGAAGAAACCCUCAAGUCCGGUAAGAUUCCACCGCCUACACCUCAAGCGACGUCCUCCUCCACGUAUACUCCGGUUUACCAGCAUUUUCAACGCCAGCAUCCUAAUACUUCGACAUUUAAGUUUAAACCUAGGAAUGCGGAUGAUAUUUACGCCGAAUUUUUUGGAUCGGAGGGUGGUGGAGGGAGUAAUAGCGAGGGGGGAGGGAAGGGCAGAGGGGCUAGGGAUGCGUUUUUUAGGUUUCAGAAUGGGACGGAGAAUGGGAGUGGUGCUCGUGGGAGGAAGGCUGCUGCUGUUGAGAAUACGUUGCCUUGUAGCUUGGAGGAGCUCUACAAAGGCGCUAAGAAGAAGAUGAGGAUUUCGAGGAACGUGUAUGAUGCCUCUGGCAAGUCCCGGACGGUUGAAGAGAUAUUGACAAUUGAUAUAAAACCCGGGUGGAAGAAAGGGACAAAGAUUACUUUUCCUCAGAAGGGAAAUCAGGAGCCAGGCAUCAUUCCCGCAGAUCUUAUAUUCGUAGUGGAUGAGAAACCACAUGCUAUAUACCGGAGGGAUGGGAAUGAUCUACUAGUGAACCGUGAAUUAACAUUGCUGGAAUCACUCACAGGUAAAACUCUUGAACUUACUUCUCUGGAUGGAAGGAAUCUUAUGAUCCAUAUAACAGAUAUUGUCAAACCUGGUGAUGAGAUGGUUCUGGCAAAUGAAGGAAUGCCAAUCUCUAAGGAACUUGGGAAGAAGGGAAAUUUGAGAAUCAAGUUUGAUGUCAAGUAUCCAUCAAGGCUUACAACAGAACAGAAGUCUGAUCUGAUAAGAGUUCUCGGUGUAGUUUCGUAGCAUAACACUCGGGUAAAAGGGUUGGCCAUUCAAACACAUAGAUAGCAUAUUAUUCCCUGUAAAUAUACUCUGCAUGAUCUUGAAGAAUGUGAAAUGUUGGUAAGCUUUUCCUUUGGGUCUUUUUUUUUGUGUGGGGGGGGGGCGGUGUUCAUUUGUUUGCGAAUGAAAUUUUUGGUAAAUGGCAGGCAUAGAGGAAGCAUUAGAUCAGUAUAUAUACUAUUUAUGGAGCAUGUCGACUGCUAUGAUUUUUGACAGAGUAGCGUUUCCCUUUCCCUCUGUUGAUUUUUCUGGGGGAAAUUUGUUUUUAACCUCAAACUCUCAAUCUCAUUCAAUUGAACUCCGAGCGUGAAUAAGUGGUGAAAUUAAUGCCAUAUGCUGUCUCUGUGAGGGUUGAUUUUCUGGUUAUCAUAGGCUUUCUUCUUCCUCUUUCUUUUGGAUUUGGCUAUUCUGAUAUUGGAUCUGGGCAUUGUUUGGGUGUUCUGUUCAUGGUUGAGUCUGUAUUUUUGUGGGAUUUGUGUGUUUUGUAGCUUGAUUUAGAUGUUUUAUUGUCUGAUUGCUCUGUGUCUUGGUUCAAAGAGGUUGAUUUCACCACUUAUUCAAUGUUAAGGUUCAAUAAGAUGAAAUUGAGAUUUGAUUGUUAAAGUUUAUUUCAGAAAGAGUUGUCCUUGAGUUUUUAGAUUUGGGGAAUGUAAAUUAUAUCCAAUUGGAUGGUUUAUAUAUUUGAUACUGAAUGAUUAUGAUGAUCCCAUCAUUAUUUCCACUUUGU